AUGUCGAAAAAAGGAGCAGCUAAGAAGGGGAAGACCGCGUCAGCAGAUGAGGACCUCGAUGCGAUUUUGGCUGAGCUUGCCGUUGAGGAUAAAGCCCGAGCAGAGAAAGCUGGUGCAAAGAAGGGUAAAGGAGGCAAGAAAGGAGGUAAAAAUGCAGCAGUUGUAAACGGCGGAGGUGAUACGAUACCCAACGGUGUGGAAGAAGCUCCAGUUGUCGACUGGCACCAAGAAAUAGCGGCUAUGAAACCUAUCGAUGAGCAGUUUCCCGAUGGGAAGUAUCCUGUGGGACAAUGCGAGACCUAUUAUCUUCCGGGGAAAGAUGGAAGAAUAGCUUCCGAUCGGGAAACUAGUCAGGAGAAGAAAGCUCUUGAUGGCUCAUUUGAAGAAAUGUAUCAG
Messenger RNA from Cooperia oncophora, 396 nucleotides. Lineage: Eukaryota; Metazoa; Nematoda; Chromadorea; Rhabditida; Trichostrongylidae. The record is from the annotation of a GenBank genome assembly.